AGUAUCCAUUUAUUUCCACACAAUAUUCCACUUCAGCUUCCUACUUCAUCCUCCUUUUCUUCUUCUCCUCUCUCUCACCAUAUUCCACUUUCUCAAGAUUCCAUAAAUGUGAUACAAGUGGAAAUUGAUGGAUGUUGCAGAGGCAAAAUCUUCAUCUGGGUACGGUAAGGCUCCAUGGGUGUUUAGAGGCAGUGCCUGGUAUCAACUCCAUCUUGUGAAAGCAGAGAAAGCUCGAGCUUACAUUCCAAAAGAGUUCAAAUUGGUUCAAGCUUUUGGAUACACUCUUGGUGGCUUCUUUCUGGCCAGUUAUGAGGACAGUCCAGUUGGUGUCUUUGACGAGCUUGUGGUGAUUGCAGGACUUGUAUGGAACCGACCAACGUCCUGCGCUUGGGCAACAAGAGUGUACGUGAACAACGGUGAGGCUUGUUAUCACGGAAGAAAGGAGGUGGGACUUCCAAGUCAGAUGGCUAGGUUUUCUAAGACAAUUACAGCUAUCUCAAGACAACCGAAGGACAAUAUGAAUGGAUUUUUUAAUAUGAUUGGAACUGGUGCUAAGUUCUGCAAUCCUAAGGAACACCUGAAUGUUCAAGAGACCAAAAUCAGAUGUGUUGACGCAGCUGAUACUUAUAAUAUCAGUCUCAAAAGUGCUGCAGUGCAAGCUUCAAGGUUCGACCACUGGAUGGGGCCAACAAUCAGAAUGUCACUUCCGAGUUUUAGUGGCGGUACGGAGUGUAAUCCUAACCUCCUCAAGUAUUCUUGCAAAAUUGAAUGCAGGGUGCAAGCAGUGCAGCCAUUGAAGGUUUCAAGAGCAAUCCCUAUUACAAAUGAUGAUGACAACGAGAAAUCUUUAGAAGACUAUGGGAGCAGUAGCCACGAGGCUAAGGAUCAUGAAAAUGAUAGACAGAAUUUCAGCACCUGUGUGAUGUUAUCAAAACCCAUCUUAGCAUUGAAGUUUAAUCAAAUGAAGAUGCAGGUAGAAGCUCCCGUUGUACUUUCCCAAUCCUUGAAUUCUUUAGAAACUUCUGUCACCUCGGUUCCAUAAGCAGCACAGUUGUACAAAUACAGAAAUGUAUAUUUAAUUUGGAGCAGCAAAACCUGGGUUUUCAGUUGAAAAUUUCGCUGCAUUCAAAUUCAAGAAUGCACGUUUUGAGAUUUCGUACCUCACAUAGGGAUGGCAAAGGGUCCAAGACCCAUUGGGUAACCGCAAAAAAUACUCACAAUGGGUAGGGUAAA
This is a messenger RNA of Lotus japonicus, 1233 nucleotides long. RefSeq names its product protein NEOXANTHIN-DEFICIENT 1. The record is from RefSeq and is a predicted model, not a curated record. The transcript is spliced from 11 exons. Lineage: Eukaryota; Viridiplantae; Streptophyta; Magnoliopsida; Fabales; Fabaceae. Bases 128 to 1042 code for a protein of 304 amino acids.